Molecule: messenger RNA, 3152 nt
Organism: Branchiostoma belcheri (Belcher's lancelet)
Lineage: Eukaryota; Metazoa; Chordata; Leptocardii; Amphioxiformes; Branchiostomatidae
Product: nectin-4-like
Exons: 9
Coding region: 124-1848 (574 amino acids)
Biological process (GO): cell-cell adhesion
Cellular component (GO): cell-cell junction
Molecular function (GO): cell adhesion molecule binding
Source: RefSeq, a predicted model, not a curated record
GGUCUCCGGGGAGGACCGCUCGGUGCACAAGGCCGCGUUUGUGAGCUCGACAGACGCUCCGAGAUUUGUAUGGGGACAAGGUAGCUGUGUGCCACCAGGAAAGGACAAGGACUUGUCGGACUCAUGAGGGAAGCAGCUCUCCUUAUCUUCCUAUUCUGUGGAAUCCUACUCAUAUCCUCAGUGGCCGCUGCAGAUGUCGGGCUGAACGUGGAGACCAGUGUGGACGCCGUCCGCGGCGAUCCCGUCACCCUCCGCGCGUCCUACACCAAUCAGAAGCAGCUCCUGACCCUGACAUGGCACAAGGUGGAGGGGGGAGUGGGCGGUGCGCGGGCCGUGGUGUUCGCCUACAUCCCGUCAGCGGGGAGGAGGGACGCCAGCGGGCCGCUAGAGGACCGGGCUGACUUGGUGGGGAAGGCCUCGCUCAGGAUCCGGAACGUACGGCUGGGGGAUGAGGGUCUGUACGUCAUCACCGUCAUGUUGGACGGCCCCGUGCAGCAGGAGAAAUACGUCUACUUAAACGUCUUAGUUCCGCCAACCGUUGCCGUUGGACCAGAAAACCCAUACAUCGUGGAAUGGAGCACUAACGUGACAUUAAACUGUAUCGUGGCCAAUGCUAAACCGGAAAUUACGUCUUUGUACUGGAUGAAGAAUGGCGUCCCACUCUCGGCGCUGAAGCUCAGCUCCAAAUAUGGCGGCGGAGACUUGCACUUCCCCUCACUCAUCAUCAGGAACGUGUCAGGGGAGGAUUCUGGGACAUACACCUGCAUGGCAGACCACGUGACCAGACCUGGGAACGACAGUCUGUCCUUGGAAGUCCUAUAUCCUGCGAAAAUUGUCCAGGUCUCGGACACGGUAAGAGCCCCAGAGGGAGGGAAUGUGCAGCUGCAGUGCUUGGCCAAUGGGAACCCUCGACCUAGGAUCACGUGGUCAAGGAGUGGGACCGUGAUUCCAAACGAGACCCCGGCUCUAAUCGACGGACUUCUCGUCAGCCGACUUCUCGUGAGAAGUGUGAGGAAGAACAACACCGGGGACUACAUAUGUUCUGCCAGUAACGGUUUAGGGACGAGGGCCUCCAGAACUAUAAGACUCAUCGUCGAAGAUCCAACAGUGACCUCCCCCGCCGUUAUCGCGAUCAUUGCCGGUGCCACGCUCGGGGGCGUGAUUCUGAUAGCUGCUCUGCUGUGCACCCUCUUCGUCUUCAAGCGCAGGAAACGUGAUCAGGACCAGAGGGACUUCUCAUUCUACUACAAGGCUGGCAGGCAGCACUUCGAGUACGUCGCCAAGGAGGAGAUGAGGAAAGCUGAGGAGAGCCCUUUUAAGACGAAGGCGUCAGGGGAGUUUGCCUUCAAACCAGACAGCUGUGUGGACCCGACAUCUGCGUACGAGAGUUUCAAGGCGGUGAAGAAGAACAGGAAGGAAGCAGGUUCUCGGUACGCCCGGGCGCUGUACGACUACCAGGCGCGAGGAGAGGACGAGCUGACCCUGCAGACUGGGGACGUGUACGAGGUCAUCACCUGGGAAGGAGAGCGCUGGUGGCUCGGCUAUCAGAACGGAAAUAUCGGCAUCUUCCCAUCGGAAUACGUGGAGCUCAUCUCGGAGAGCGACGCUCGUGCUCACACAUCAGGAGAGGAGAAGCCCCAGCCACCCAAGAAGGUCCCGGAUGCACCGCAGGGCAUGGCGGGAGCACAGAAGGUGCUUCCUCCGCUGCCACCCAAGAAAAUUCCUCAACGAAUCAGCCAACUGCAGCAGUACCUACAGGCAGAGGAGGUUGUGAGCCUACCCGAGCUGAACACCUGCCAUCGGACCCUGUCCAAGAAACCGCCUCUCCCUCCUGUCACGCCGCAGUAACUCAGCUCUACUGCCGACAGAUGACAUACUCACUAGCACAUUGAACAGGACAUAAAGUUUUAAAGGGACGAGAGGAACAAACGAAACAUUCUGGUGGCGGUGUGUGUAGGGUGAAUGAAGUUGUGAGCUGAAUUAUAACUAGAACUUAAGGAUCGGAUUUCUUGCACAUUUAGAUGGAAUGCGCAAGAAGAUGUCGGUGUGAUAAAAAGGCGGUCCGUCCCUACCGAUAUACAAUCUGGUAAAAUGUUGUGGUCUCAGAUCGACAGGACUGACGGCCAGUGAGAUAACUAGCAGCUGACGGUUUUACUGCCGUCGCGCUCACAGCGAGAGACGAAAAUGGUAAUGGUGGCGAUGUUUUCAGAUAGACCAAUAGUUAACAGAAAUUUUAGUUUGCUUCGUUAAUUUGAUUCAAAGAACGUAUGAUCUUGUGAAGUUUGAACACAAGUGCUUGAAACUUGUAUUGUAUAAAUCACAGCAAAUACUUGCCAACUCACUGCCAUAAUGAUUACGUACAGCAAGUCAAUGGUCCUUUUCGACGAAGGAAUUCGAAGUUAAGAAGUUGCGUCAUAGACUGCCUAGAGAGCACACUAUUGUGCCGAAACAAGCAAGAUAGCUACUAGUAAACAAAACUGUGAGGUAAUCAAUCAUAUCUAGAACAUUUAGUCCCAUACAAGCUUUCAGUAAUCGUGGUUCUGAGUAAGCCUGACUAUAUCACGCUUCUAGCAGCGCUUCCAUAUAUGCUAAACUGAGACCUGUCUGUUGGAGGCCAACAUGACUGAUUUCCGGCCAGUCCCAGAUCACAGAGAAUCCUGGGCUCCUAUUGGAUUGAUUUUCAUGAUGAUAAAGAAUCCUGAGCUCCUAAUGGUAGUUCUUGGAAUGAGGAUGAUUUUCUCAAGUUAGAGGUGUAUAUCCACAAGUUCUCGGGGACGAGGCCUGAUCAGCCACUGACAGCGUUGUCCAUCCAUACAUUGUGUAACACAGGAUAGGUUCUGAGCCUAUCAGAUUGGGGCUUCAUGUCCACUGAUAAUGAUCAAGAUGGUGGCGUAUCAGAAAAUGUAAUGGGUGACAGCAUCGUACCCUUGACAAUGUGCCCUCAGUUGCUCUAAAGUGAACACCUUUUGUACGUGAAAUUAAUUGCUGUUUCUCAUGUAUUGUAGACCGAUCUAGUCAUGUGCUGAAGAGAUCUAAUGAUGUCUACUGUACUGUAGAGAUCUAUCCUGGUGAUCUCUGCGUUCUAAACAUUUCGAGGUUGUAAUGACUUUCUUGCCAGUAUAUUUUCUGCGUAAAUAAAGCGUCAGUUUGUA